UAUAUUAUUGAACUUUGCUACAACAUAAUCUCUUCUCCGAGAGAGAAAAAACCAGGAUAUUAAUGGCUGAAAACCCCGUUAUCAGAAUUGUAGUUCCUCCUCAAAAAGCUUCAGAAUACCUUACUCAGAGCGGUACGUUUAGGUUUGAUGAUCUGUGCGUGAACCGCAAUGGACUUCUAAUUGGCCGGCGAAGCGAAACUGAAACUGGAACUAGGCAACUGAGAAGCCCAUUCCUGAAGGACCUCCGGUUGAACUAGAAUCAAAGGAAGAGGCACCAACCCCGAAAAGAAAAUCUAAUGUACUCAUAGUUUCCUCGUUUUGUCAUAUGAUUCUCUUUCUCUAUUUACGAACUUCAAACAUCUGAUUGUACAGUCUUUGGGAAAUCAACCUGGCUUGGAGGGUGAAAAAACUACUGCUUCCAUGCCGAAUCCUCAGAUAGAACAAGCGACUCCUUCAACAUCAUCGAUGAAUAAAUACAUGGGUUCUGGGGUAAGAGUUUCGUCCAAGAGAAAGGAUAAAGAGGUGACAAAUGAACCAGAAAAAGUAGACUCGUUGCCUCCCAAGAAAUCUUUGUCGGUUGUUCAGUCUGAGAGUGUCCAAUCUAUAGGCACUCUCGAUAUCUUAGUGGAUCCGUUUCCGGCGUCGAUCCUUCCUGAAAAUUCGGCUCCAUUGUUCUUGAGGACGGAGAAUACAACUGUCCAAGCCACUGAUUCUUCUGUCUCUCAGUCAAAUUCUUCACUGGCAGCCGAUCUUUCUAAAAUAGAAGACGACGAGGCCUUUUUUCAACAGAUCCUUCUGUCCUUGUCUCAACCGGAGCCUGGCAUUCCUACAGCUCCCUGUUCUUCGGUCUUAGCUAACUCGAGCGAAGUUCCCGUUGGGACACAAGUGUUGAAUGCCCUGGAUAUUAUCAGGCAGAUUUCGGAACGAGGGGACGAUGUCUUCACUAUUCCCCAAUUGUUUGGCCGAUUUGUUGACAACCUGGAGACUGUAGUUCGUUAUGAUGGCGGCGGCCAGAUGGACGUUCAUCGUUUGACGAUCGUCAAGAGAAUAGCUCGAGACAUUCAGAGCUUGAAAACUGAUUUCGAUGCCCCUUCCGCUUUUGGGAUAUCCUUAGAUCGAAAGGAGAUGCAGAAGAAAGACUUGCAUGUUCAGUGCAAGUCAACUAUCCAGGCUGGGCUGGCCAAGACGAUGGAGCGGAAAGCUGUCUCCGACAAAGUCAUAGAGCUCGAAGCUAGACUAGCCGAAAUGAAAGUGAAGGAGAUGGCACUUAAGGCUGAAGUCAACAGUUUAAAAGACGAGGUAAAGGCCCAACAAGAAAACCUCCGCUCACUGGCAUCCUCGAUUUCAGCAGAUGAGAAAGAACAAGAAAGGCUACUUAAGAAAAAAGAAUUCGCCCGUCAAGCACUGCUGGACUUUAGUUCCAGUAUCUUCCCGUCCGAUGAGGCUCCUCGUUAAUAUUAUCUCUUUUUUUUUUUUUUU
Molecule: messenger RNA, 1479 nt
Organism: Jatropha curcas
Lineage: Eukaryota; Viridiplantae; Streptophyta; Magnoliopsida; Malpighiales; Euphorbiaceae
Source: RefSeq, a predicted model, not a curated record